Molecule: messenger RNA, 956 nt
Organism: Orussus abietinus
Lineage: Eukaryota; Metazoa; Arthropoda; Insecta; Hymenoptera; Orussidae
Exons: 3
Coding region: 104-673 (189 amino acids)
Source: RefSeq, a predicted model, not a curated record
UGUUAACCUAUCAUGGACCAUCGUUUCUUCAAAAUUGUGUAUUUUCCUUGAUCCACGAGGGAUGGUAAAGACAAGUGGGGAUGUUCGGCGAGACAACGUCUAAAUGUUGCCCGAGUAUUCACAAGGAUAUCUGAUAGAGACUACAGCAACUGCUUCUGGACUGAGGUCAUUUUCACGGGUGUUCCUGAGUUUACUCCUCUUUGGCACGAUUCUUCUUGUCGUCGACUCCUAUCGGCAACCGGCAGAGAACGAUUCCACACCUCGUGGUAUCAGCUUGUGUCACUAUCAGGUACACUUGCCGCUGGAAGCUGUGGAAGCUUCGAAGGCUUUGAGAACGUCUCGCACCGGGGUAAAGGAUUUUCGACACAAUAGCGAGCUUCUGCGGUUCUUCAUCGUAGACGAGGAACGUCUUUCACGCUUGAAAUUCCGCCCACCGGAAGUUGGAUCAACGUCCCGAGACUUGGAGGAAGCUCUUCAGGAAACGUCGUCGCACCCACCCCGGAGGAAGAUUGCGCGCUCUCGUAAGAAACUCGGAGAUUCGGUUAAGAUAUCUGACAUUUUUACGCAUAUCGGCCAAAUACGAAAGACGAGUGCUCCAAGGAAUAGCAGAGAUUCCUGGGAUUUACUGCGACGAGUGUUUACACAACGCGAGCAUCGACGAAGCGUUUUGUAAACCGGAGCAAGAUACCGUGAUAAAAUAUUACAUGGAUUGUCAUUCAGUACAUUUAUCAAAAGCAGCCGUCGUAUCACCGGUUUAUUUAAUGGGUAAAAUUUUAAUUGCGUGGUGUAUGGAAUGAUAGUUGGAAUAUAUAUGUAUAUGUAUAUAUAUAUUAUUUAAUCAUUUGAAAUAUAUUUUCUGCAGAGAUACGGUGUUUUGUAAACCGGAGCAAGAUACCGUGAUAAAAUAUUACAUGGAUUGUCAUUCAGUACAUUUAUCACAAGCAGCCGUCGUAUCA